Messenger RNA from Lolium perenne, 1818 nucleotides. RefSeq lists its product as uncharacterized. The record is from RefSeq and is a predicted model, not a curated record. Gene Ontology annotation, molecular function: protein binding. NCBI's taxonomy places the organism in Eukaryota, Viridiplantae, Streptophyta, Magnoliopsida, Poales, Poaceae. Gene Ontology annotation, cellular component: chloroplast. Gene Ontology annotation, biological process: chloroplast-nucleus signaling pathway; mitochondria-nucleus signaling pathway.
UGUCACGCUCCCACCCGCCCGUUGCACGGAACGACGCGCGCUCCGCUCUGAGACCUGCGAGUCUGCAACCCGCCGCCGCCGCUCGCAGGCUCUCAGAUGUCGCCGCCGCCGCCGUUCCCAUCACUUUAUGCCCUACCUCACUCGUUCCAUUCCCCGCCACCUCCUCGUUCGCUGCCUCUCCUCCGCUCACCUCAGAGACCGCCACUUCCUCCUGCGCUUCGCUGCCCUCGCCAAGGAGCUCUCCGACAAGCCCGCGCCUUUGCCUCCCCCGCCCCGGCCACGGUCCCCGCACCCAUACGACUACAACCGCCUCAUGUCCGCGCACGCCGCAUUCGAUUCCAGCGCUGGAUCCGACCGCGCCCUCCACCUGCUCGACGAAAUGCGCGGCCUCCUCCACCGCCAGCCAGACGCCGCCUGCUUCACCACAGUCGCGGCAGCGCUCUCCUCCGCCUCCCGCCCGGGAGCCGCGCUCGCCGUGCUCGAAGCGAUGGCCGCGGACGGUGUCGCCCCCGACACCGUGGCGUGCACGGUCCUGGUCGGGGUGUACGCCUGCCACCUGCAGCGCUUCGACGCGGCCUACCAGGUCGUGUGGUGGAUGUCGGAGAAUGGUCUCCCCCCAGACGUUGUUACUUACUCCACUCUGAUCCGUGGGUUGUGCAGUGCUGGGCGGGUGGCUGAAGCUCUGGGCGUGCUGGACUUGAUGCUGGAGGAAGGAUGCCGCCCGAAUGCGCACACAUACACGCCUAUCAUGCACGCGUACUGCACCACUGGGAUGAUUCAUGAGGCCAAGAAGCUGUUGGACUCGAUGAUCGCUGCUGGAUGUGCUCCAAGCACAGUUACUUACAACGUCUUGAUUACAGCUCUUUGCAAGGUCAGCGCUUUCGAGGAGGUAGAGGUGCUUCUUGAGGAGAGCAGCUCAAAAGGGUGGAUGCCGGAUACAAUCACAUACAGCACUUACAUGGACGGGCUAUGCAGAUCUGGCAGGGUGGAUAAAGGCUUUUCGUUGGUCGACAGGAUGCUAUCCAAUGGAUUGCAGCCUAAUGAGGUUACUCUGAAUAUCCUUCUUGACGGCGUCUGUCGCAGCUCAAGUGCGUGGGCUGCAAAAUGCCUUCUGGAGUGCAGUGCAGAGCUUGGAUGGGAUGCCAGUGUUGUCAACUAUAACACGGUCAUGAGGAGGCUUUGUGAUGAGAGGAGAUGGUUGGCCGUUGUCAAGCUGUUCACCGACAUGCCGAAGAAGGGCAUAGCUCCAAAUAAUUGGACCUUCAACAUUGUAGUCCACAGCCUCUGUAAACUCGGGAAGCUUCAUUACGCGCUUUGCUUGAUGCGGAGUGAAGAGUUCGUUGCCGACGUCGUCACAUACAAUACAUUGAUCCGCCAUCUCAGUUUGUCGGGGAGAUCUAACGAGGUCUAUCUCUUAUUUCAUCAGAUGCUUGAAGAGGGCAUUGGUCACAAUGAAAUCACCUAUAGUCUUGUCAUUGACUGUCUGUGUAGAGAGGAUAAAUUCACGGUGGCUCUUAGCUGUUUCUACCGAUCACUCGAGGAUGGUUUCUUUCCGUCUGUUAUUUCCAGUAUUGUACGAGGCCUCAUUGUUGGUGGUAAGCUUGAUGAAUUGCAUACUCUGAUUGGGUGGAUUCGUGGACAAGGCUUUGCAAUAGAUGUGUACAUGUACCAGGAAGUGAUCAUUGCUCUUUGUAAGAGUGGAUACUGUCAAGGCACAGAAAUGUACAAAGUAUGCCACAUAUUGGAAAGAAUGCUCAGUUUGAGAUGACAUUACUCCAAAAUUUAACACGAAAGAAAAUUUCACUUCUGUUGCUAACA